Messenger RNA from Chinchilla lanigera (long-tailed chinchilla), 2867 nucleotides. RefSeq names its product G protein regulated inducer of neurite outgrowth 2 (gene Gprin2). Lineage: Eukaryota; Metazoa; Chordata; Mammalia; Rodentia; Chinchillidae. The coding region runs from base 348 to 1742 and encodes 464 amino acids. The transcript has 2 exons. The record is from RefSeq and is a predicted model, not a curated record. Gene Ontology annotation, cellular component: plasma membrane. Gene Ontology annotation, biological process: neuron projection development.
GGCAGGGCUGGGGAGUGUGGGCUGAGCCUCUCCGUGGAAGGAAGCCGUGCGGGCCUGGAUGUCUCUGUUGGGCAGAGUGGCAUCCCGAUCCCCAAACGCUUUCCUGGCACUGCUGGAGACCGAGGUGUGCUGUCCAAAGGCACCUUAGACCUCUCUGUGAUGGGCAGGUCUGGCCCCCUGCGAGCACCCCAUUUCUCAGAUUCUCCCUGCUGCAUUGCCUAGCUUUGGCUGUGCCAGGCCCCCUUUGCUUCUGGGAUGGAUUAAACCACCUGCUGGAGGUUGUCAAGCCCCCACCACAGUGGAGGAUCUGUGGGAUGUGUAUCCCUACCUAGCCCCUGAGGGCAACCAUGAGCGCCAGCCACCCUGAGCCAGGUUCCAGGGCACCCCAGAGCCCCCGUCUGCAGCCUUUGUCCCAGAGCUCUUCCAGCCUGCUGUGUGAAGGCCAUGGGCAGAAGCCAGAGCUCCACAAGAGUUCCAGCACCACUGUGUGGCAGACCCAACAGGGUGAGGCCAGCAUUGGACCGCAGGCUCCAGAGGAAGAGGGGCACCCACCUGAGAGCCCAGCAGCGCAAGCCCAGGUCCCCAGCCCCCAGGUCCCCAGCCCCCAGGUUCCUAGCCCCCAGCCGAGGGCUGUGGGCCACUGGCGGAGCAGCACAGUGGGCAAUGUGUCCAUGAUGGGCAGUGGGGACCUUGGCCGCCUGCGGGCCCCCAGUGUGGCUGCAGUGCAGAGGAGCCACUCAGACCUGGCCCGUAGUGUUCAGACCAGGGGGCAUGGUGGUGCCCGGAAGGCCAGCCUUAGCUGCUCGGCUCUUGGUGGUGGCUCCCCAGUGCACAAAGCUCAGCUUCAGCCCGAAGAUGUUUCUGACCAGGUUGGCCCAGCCCCUGCAGCUGUGGGACAGGACGUGGCUCCAGAAGAUGGGACUUCUAACUCAGCCUGGAUGCUGGGGGACAGUCAAGCAUGGAAGCCACCGUCAGAGCUGGUGGACAAAGUUUCCUUCAGUGACAGUCUUCAGGCUGGGUCCAAAACCACUGGACAUCUGGCCACUGCCUCCUGCCACGCUCUGCCUCCAGCUGCCCUGCUCUGCAGCAUGAGAGAGGUGGCGACCAACAGCUGCUGCCACGCCAUGCCUGCCACAGGGAUACUGGCCUUUCCCAAAUUGGUGGCAUCAGUGAGUGAGUCCGGGCUGCAGGCUCAGCAUGGUGUGAGGUUUCACUGUAUGGCACCUGGGCUGCUCCCGGGGCACACCCACUGCUGUGCCCACCCAUGGGGCCCCGCAGUGCCAGCCACAGAGCCUGGCUGCAGGACCAAGGAUGUGUGGACCAUGACUUCUGCCAGCGACCUGGCACCUGCACUGGCCUCAGCCCAGGAUGCUGGUGUGCAGGUGGCCCCAGCAGCAGCUUGCAAGGCAGUGGCCACCAGCCCGUCCCUGGCAGCCUCGGCCCUGCACAUGUUCCCAGAGGUAACGCUGGGGCCCAGCCUAGAGGAAGCAUUGUCCCCUGUGCGGGAUGUCCGGUGGGAUGCCGAGGGCAUGACGUGGGAGGUGUAUGGAGCCUCGGUGGACCCUGAGGUGCUGGGCGUGGCCAUCCAGAAGCACCUGGAGAUGCAGUUUGAACAGCUGCAGCGACUGCCAGCCAGCGAGGACAGCCUGUCCACUGAGGGCCGCAGGGGCCCGCUGCGUGCUGUUAUGCAGUCUCUGCGGCGCCCCAGCUGCUGUGGUUGUUCUGGUGCAGCCCCUGAGUGAGGAGCUGUGGCCCUGGACUUGGCUGGCCUGUGGACUUGGCCCUAGGCCGGGACCAUGGACAUCGGGGCCCUGUGCCACCCAAACCCAUGGCAUGUGGGUGCAUCUCUGCCCUGAACAUGGACAGCCUCUAGACCACAGGAUGCAGCCUGUGGCCUCUGGCUUCACACAGUACGGCUGGUUUUCAAGAGCUUGAUUCCCAAGGGCUACCUGCACAUUCCAGGCUCUGGACCUUGGGCAGAGUUUCUGCACUGUGCAUAAGCGAGAUUCUGGCUUUUCUGUAAAAAUACUUGACCUGCUGUUCAGUCCACCCUCACAACUUUGUCAUGCUUCCCCUAUGACUCUUGGGGUCUUUAUUUUAAAGCAUUGCUGAGAAAGAAUGAAUUUUUAGGUUAAACGGAGGGCCCUAAAGUAACAGGUACUCCUGGCCACCAUGUGUGGUUGAUCUGGGGAGGAGGAGGUGUUCCGGGAGGCUGAAUUCUCCCCGUGGGGACAGGAAGAGGGUGAGGCUGCUCUGGGCAUCUGGGAGGCAGGCGGAAGGCUGAGGAGGUCAGGACCAUGUGCCACAGGGUGUGGCUGGUGGCAGUGAAACCUUCUCUGUGCAGAGACUUUCCCUCCGUCAUAUAUGGCCCUCAUGAGAUGUGUGCCAGUCUGUGCCACGUCCUGCUGUUCUUGGAACCAGGGUGGCAGCCCAGGCUGGGCCCAGUGUGGGACAGGCCAGACAAGCCACCCACCCAUCAUGGUGACUGAGAUAAACCUCUGAAGGGUGAUGCUGGAGUCCCGCCUAGCCCAAAUCCUGGUCCCUGAAACACCCUCCUGAUUAAACCCAUGCUUAAGUUGCUAGCUGAGCCGCCCAGCCUCUGCCAUCAGGCCGCCUGGAGCAACCGUGGCUGAAUUUCUGGUUGAGAAUGAAGACUUACCUGGCCGCUUGCUGUCCCCUCCUGGGCCAGCCCUGAUGCCGCAGUGGUCAGGGUGUCCUUACCAGUCUCCGCCCUUGGACUUGGAUUUCCGGCUGAACUUCCUGUGUCCCUUUGGGGUGUGGGAUCUCAUUGUCCAUAUAUUUGUUCUUCAAAAUUCAAAAUAAAUAUAAAUUGGGAGGUCAGCUCUGUCUCAGGGCCCCACAGGAAA